Molecule: messenger RNA, 801 nt
Organism: Penicillium vulpinum
Lineage: Eukaryota; Fungi; Ascomycota; Eurotiomycetes; Eurotiales; Aspergillaceae
Exons: 2
Coding region: 1-801 (266 amino acids)
Source: RefSeq, a predicted model, not a curated record
AUGCGCCAGUCCAAGGUCCAUUGCGUCAUUCCACACUUUUCCCUGCCAGCUUCAGCGGGAAAACGGGCUUUACCAAUCUCACCGUACACGCUACGAUCAACCUUCCAAACCAAACAUCCUCAACCUCAAUACCGUCUUCUACAACGUCUAUCUCACCAAACGAGCCCAAGAACCAACACCCGAAACGCAGAGCACCAAACUCUCUUCCCCGCAACCUCAAGAUCGCAACCACAAAUCAGCUGUUUUCUCCUCACCAAGUCCCCCUUCUCAACCUCAGCACAAACCAUGUCGUCCGACGACGCCUACAUGGCAUUCCUGAAUAAAGCCAACGAAGACUCGAGCGGCAACCAAGCCGUGCAGCAAGGGGCCGGCACCGUUAAAACCGAGACCGUGCACAGCUCCCUGUCAGUCCCAAAGCCGCUGCAGUCGGUCGACGCAUACUACACCUCCGAUACAGACGAGCCCUUUGAACCUGUAGCACUGAAAUGGGAUGGUGCUGCCAAGGGAUCGUGGCCUAGUGUUGACCAGCUCUCCUCCCUGAUCUCCCCAGAUACCGACCUGUCCCAGUCCAUCUCCACUCUGUCCCCCUCCUCCUUCGACCCGAACAAUCAGUAUUCCGCCGCCCUGGAUGCUAUCCGCGCCGCGGCUGUCGAGAAGGAUUCUGGUGCCGAUAAGUCUGCUGUCGAGCUGAAGGUAUACCGCGUUGAACAAACUAGCACCAAGAUCGAGUACUGGGUUCUGGCACUAGAUGCGCCCGAGAGUCGUCUUGUUGGUUUGCGCGCUAAGGCUGUUGAGUCGUAG